Messenger RNA from Cricetulus griseus (Chinese hamster), 897 nucleotides. NCBI's taxonomy places the organism in Eukaryota, Metazoa, Chordata, Mammalia, Rodentia, Cricetidae. The record is from RefSeq and is a predicted model, not a curated record.
AUGGACCUCCAGGAUUUGGCAGUAGGAACAGUGUUCUUGCUUCAGAGCACAGUUGGAAUUGUGGUAAAUUUAUCUCUCCUUUCCUGCUACUUCAUCCGUUACUAUGUUGAACAGACAUUAAAGACCACAGACUUGAUUCUGACACACCUGCUCAUGGCCAAUUCCUUGAUUAUUCUUUCUAAAGGAAUUCUAGAGACAGUAAGGGCUUUGGGGAUGAAAGGGUUCUUCAGCGAUUUUGGCUGCAAACUUCUCUUGUAUAUUCAAAGACUUGGCAGGAGCAUGUCCAUUGGCACCACCUGUCUCUUGAGUGUUUUCCAAGCCAUCACCAUCAGCCCGAGUGACUCCUGUUGGAACUGUCUUAAAUUCAAGGCUCCAAAGCACAUUGGCCUCUUCACUUCCCUCUGCUGGAUGCUCUACAUGUCAGUAAAUAUGAUUUUCCCUGUGUAUAUGUCCUCCAAGGGGCACAGCAAUAACCUCACAUGUAAGAGUGAUAUGAAAUACUGCUCCACUGCAGGUCAUGAUGGCCUCACAAGCUCAUUAUACAUAGCGUUUUUUGUUCUCCCUGAAACUUUGCUUUCUGUCCUCAUUAUCUGGUCCAGCAGCUCCAUGGUUGUCAUUCUGUACAGGCACAAGCAACAGGUUCAACACAUCCGGAGCACCAGUGUUUCCUCCAGAACGUCCCCUGAGUCCAGAGCCACCCAGAGCAUCCUGGUCCUGGUGCUCACUUUUCUGGGUUUUUAUGCCCUCUCCUCCAUCUUACAAGGUUGUGUUGCUCUCAUACAUAAUCCUGGCUGGUGGCUGAUGAACAUCACGGGCAUCAUUUCUAUGUGUUUUCCUACUGUGAGCCCCUUUGUUGUGAGCCAUGAUGCCACUGUGCCAAGACUGUGCUAUUCCUGA